This is a messenger RNA of Phaedon cochleariae (mustard beetle), 699 nucleotides long. The record is from the annotation of a GenBank genome assembly. Lineage: Eukaryota; Metazoa; Arthropoda; Insecta; Coleoptera; Chrysomelidae.
AUGAAUUUGAUGAAAUCAUCUGAUACGAGUAAUUGUGAAGAAGAUGAUGAUGUUAAUUUGAUGACGAUUCCAUCUAAGACUACGACUUCUACGGCAUCUUAUCUCACCGAAGGUUAUAUAGAAGUGCCUGGUGAUCCGCCUUCCACAGAAAAUUCAAUUGAUAAUGAAAUAUUUCCAUCAUCCUCAUCUUCAUCAGAUGAAGAAGACAGUUCAUCUGAUGUAACUCUAGAAGACUGUUCUAAUUCAUACUUCGCAGGAUACUUGGCAAAAAAGUGCGUGGAAAAAUUCGAAUGUAAUAAAUGUAAAGAAUUUCUGAUUGUGGAUGAUACUGAUAUUAUAUUGAAUGAUCCAAAACAACUACUGAUCAUUAAUAAAAACUAUGGCACUAGCAUUCAACAUUUGAAAUACCCUGGUGAUGACCUCAAGAGUUUGGUAGAGAGAGCAUUGACAUAUUUCUCUAAAACGUUCAACAAGAAGCCAUAUAGAAAUAAAACAAGAUUAUUUAUAAAAAAUCAAAUUUUUAAAAAACUUCAUAAGAAGUGCCAAAUUCUCCAAAGAGUUGAAUGUAAAGAGCACAUGGAUUUUAUUGUGGAUCAUCUCAUACUAUGUAAACUUUAUAGAGAAUGUAAAGAAAUGUCCAAGUAUAAUAAAAAAUCAGAAACUAAAAAACAUCAGAAAUUGAGUAUAUUGAAAAGUUGA